Parathielavia appendiculata is the source of this 1780-nucleotide messenger RNA. Its product is annotated as terpenoid cyclases/Protein prenyltransferase. Gene Ontology annotation, molecular function: CAAX-protein geranylgeranyltransferase activity. The coding region runs from base 197 to 1672 and encodes 491 amino acids. NCBI's taxonomy places the organism in Eukaryota, Fungi, Ascomycota, Sordariomycetes, Sordariales, Chaetomiaceae. Gene Ontology annotation, biological process: protein geranylgeranylation. The record is from RefSeq and is a predicted model, not a curated record. Gene Ontology annotation, cellular component: CAAX-protein geranylgeranyltransferase complex. The transcript is spliced from 3 exons.
CUGAGAAUGCCUCCCAAGUGUUGAGAAAAGUCAGGACAGUGAGGUGUUCAUGACCUCUUGAUUGACUAAUCCCAUAAUUUCUUCAAGUUUUACCUCACUUCCAAAAACAUUCUACUGCCUGCUUGCAAAACGGCGGCAGCCAUUACCAUAAUCAUCCUCUACAACAACACACAUAGCAAAUCACUCACACCACUAAAUGACAGGCUCCCCAGAAUUGGGCGAGCCCGCGCUCGACAUUGACCGCCACCUCAAAUACUGGAAGAUGUGCCUCCAGGCACCCCUGCCCAUCCACUACCUCUCCAACGACGGGAACCGCAUGGCCCUGGCUUACUUCAUCAUCAACUCCAUCGCCAUCCUCUCCCCUCCCUCAGCCAGCACUCAGCAUCACCCAGUAUCACCCGACAGCAGUACCAACACUACUCCCCAACAACAACACACAACCCCGCAAAGAAAACCCCUGAUCCCCCCAGAAGACCGCAGCAAACUCCGCCGAUGGGUCCUCUCCCACCAGCAGCCAGGCGGCGGUUUCGCCUCCACCCCGACCCUUCUCUUCCCCAUGAAGAAGGGUCACGAGACGGACACGGAGGAAGAGGACCGGGAAGGGGCGGGCUCGGCGGGGCUGGCGAACCUGCCCGCGACAUUAUUCGCGCUGCAGCUGCUUGCGCUGCUGGCGGACGAGCACAACGAGGCCGGCGCGUUUGCGGGCGUGGACAGGGUGCAAACACUGCGGUGGCUGAGGAGGUUGCAGCGGGAGGAUGGGAGUUUUGGGGAGGUGUUGAAGCAGAUGCCGGGUGUGGGGUGGUUUAUUGGGGGUGGGUAUGACAUGCGGUAUUGUUAUAUUGCGGCGUCGAUACGGUGGAUGUUGAGGGGGGAUGUGAGCGAGGGAGAGCCCGGGUGGGUGGAGGAUUUUGAUACCGAAGCGUUGGCAAAGUAUAUUUUAAGAAGCCAGACCUACGACGGCGGCUUUGCGGGCAGUUCGGCCGAGGAGCCUCACGCCGGCUACGCCUACUGUGCAAUCGGCGCCCUCUCCCUGCUGGACCGGCCCCUCUACAACAGCACCGCCGCCCACCCCAGCGCAGUCCUCCACUCGGGCAUCCGUAACAUGCCCGGUCUGAUCCACUGGCUGGCCUCGCGCCAGUUCGUCUACCUGGAGCCACCCGCUCUCGAUGAAGAGGAGGAAGGGGAAGAAGAAGACAACUUCCUGCUCCCGCAACGGCUCGCAGACCUCACGCUCUCCGAAGAUUACCGCCAUGUGGCCUGCAACGGCCGCUGCAACAAGGUCGCAGAUACCUGCUACACCUGGUGGGUCGGCGCGGCGCUGGCCAACCUUGGGCAGAAGCACUUGCUUGACUGGAGGUCCUCGCGGCGGUUCCUGCUCGAAAAGAUGGCCCACCGCAUCGGCGGGUUCGGUAAGCACGCAGGCGAUCCGCCCGACGUGUACCAUGCGUGCUUUGGCCUGACGGCGUUGGCCGUCAUGGGUGAGCCUGGGCUGAGCGAGGUGGACAGCGCGUUGGCCGUGCCGGUGAGGACUGUGAGAGUGAUUGAGAAAGCCCGGGCGGCGUCGGUGGAGAGGGCUAUGGACGAGAGAAGGAGGUUGGUCACUGGAGCGCUGGAGAUGGGGCUGGCGAUGAGGGGGACGAAACCGGCUUGGUUGAGUGCUGUUGGGGGUUAACAUCCUACAGAAACUGGCUAGUUGCCUUCGCUAACCCGAAUUGCGAUAUCUGAUCGAAACAAAGUUAGGGUAUCGAUCUUUAAGCCUCCACAACAUGCUUGAUCAGCC